Messenger RNA from Phytomonas sp. EM1, 1866 nucleotides. The record is from the annotation of a GenBank genome assembly. NCBI's taxonomy places the organism in Eukaryota, Euglenozoa, Kinetoplastea, Trypanosomatida, Trypanosomatidae.
AUGGGCGUGUCGAGCCUGUUGACAUCCAUCAUCAAGCGCGAAAGCGGACAUGGCUUUGUGAUGAAGGAUUUUACGAACCCAUUCUUUGACGCGGAGCCGUACAAGGUGAUGAUAAUCCUAGCCGCGGAUUUCCCCAUUUAUCUGCUGCUCAUGCUCUACGUGGAUCUUGUGCUCCCGAGCGGGGGAAGUGCUCCGAAGCACCCUUUGCUCUUCCUCCUCCCUAUCUUUAGGGCACUCAAGAGGUGUUUCCGUCGGCGGAAAACGCAAAAGGCAGCGCGCGAUGACGGCAGCGGCGACGCCCCGCGGCAUCGGGUUUUGCUCGAUCCCAGCGUCGGCAUCGACGCGGCGACGGGGAAGCCGAAAAAGGCAACCGUUCAGCUGAAAAACGUGCGCAAAUCCUUCUCCCAUGGCAAACACCGCACGGUGGCGGUCGAUUCGCUUUCCUGGGAGCUCUAUCCCGGGGAGGUUACCGUGCUCCUGGGGCCGAACAACUCGGGGAAGUCCACCACCGUCGGCAUCAUCACCGGCAUGACGGAGCCUGAUGAAGGGGAUUGCAUCGUGGAUGGCCACUCCGUCGUAACGGAGCUCGCCGCGGUGCGCGCGAACAUCGGGCUCUGCCCGCAGCACAACACCCUCUGGGCGGACCUCACCUGCCGCGAGCAUCUCGAGCUUUUCGCGAAGAUCAAAGGCCUAAAAGGGGCGGAGCUGGAGAACGCGAUUUGGGAUGUGCUCUGCGCGGUCGACCUGGCCGACAAGAUCGACUUCCUCGCGUCGAGGCUCUCGGGCGGGCAAAAACGCACACUCUGCGUUGCGAUCGCCUUUGUGGGAAAAAACCGCGUGGGGGUGUUGUGGGAUGAGCCCUCCGCGGGCGUCGACCCCAUCGCGCGGUGCUCGAUUUGGCAGGCGUUGAAGUGCGUUUCCACGCCGUGCUCGAUCAUCCUCACGACGCAGCACUUAGCGGAGGUCGAGGCGCUCGGGGAGUGCGUCGCGAUCCUGGUCGACGGCAGCCUCCGAUGCAUCGAGGAUUUACCCUAUUUGAAGCGAAAAUACGCCCAAAACAUCUACGAACUCGCGAUCCGAGUCGACGACGCGAACCCGGCGGAGGUGGCGGUGUCGAAUCCGAUCCUCCUGCCCCGCGCGACGUCGAAUCCGCGGACGGAUCCCGGCCGCGCGGCGACCGACAGCAACAGCACCAACCUCGCCCCCAGCCUCAAAGAUCUCCGUCGGCAGUCCUCCAUCACCGAUAACAAAAUGAUCUACCUGGAUCCGACCAACCCGAUUCGGGAGUUUAUGGAAAAAUUCUUCCCCUGCGCGCUGCUGAUGGAGAAUGUCGGGGAUCGGCAGUUUACCUAUUCCAUCCCCUCCAACCCGGGCGCCGCCGACGAGCUCGCGCGGUUGAAGGCGAAUCUCAAGCACACCUCCCCAGAAGUUUCUCCCUCCGCCACGUCACGUUGCUUUCCGAUUUGUUCGAGAUGCUCCAGAAGUAUCAAUCCGUGCUCCGGAUUAGCAGUUUCAGCAUCUCACACGUCUCCCUCGAGCACGUGUUUAUGCGGGUCUGCGGCGAGGACGACGCCCCGCGCGGGAAACGACAGGGAAAGGCGCGGAAGCCACCCCACGCGGCCUCGACGAUUUCCCUCGCGCCCAGGCAUUCCAUCCUCCCGAUUCGCCCUUCGUUGUAUUCGCGAAGCCGGAAUCUGCACACGAACGCGUUCGGCGAGAAGAGUUUCGAGAACUACCCGAAUUACCGCCGCUGGCGUGCGAUGCAACACCACCGCAGGGUCGACAAAGAGACCCCAUUGGUUUAAUAAAAGGCGCGGGAGGAGAGAGGAGGGGGGGGGGGGGCUGGUGAAGAGAACGAUAAACUGA